This is a messenger RNA of Trichomonas vaginalis G3, 780 nucleotides long. RefSeq names its product structural constituent of cell wall. Lineage: Eukaryota; Parabasalia; Trichomonadida; Trichomonadidae. The record is from RefSeq and is a predicted model, not a curated record. The transcript has a single exon. Bases 1 to 780 code for a protein of 259 amino acids.
AUGUAUUGUAUUUCAUUAAUUUCGAUUUCAAUCCCUCAUUUGGUUACAAAUUUAGGUUCAUAUUGUUUUGGACAUUGUACAAAUUUAACAAUUAUUUCAUUACCAGAUAAGAUCAACUAUAUUGGAGAUUACUGUUUCAGUUUUUGCACGAGUCUCAAUGAAAUUGAUUGUCAUUCAUGUCAAUAUUUUGGUUCAAGUUGUUUUCGAGAUUGCAUGAACUUAAGAAAGUUUUCACUUAAAAAUGAAUCAUUUACAAUAAGUUCAUUUAUGUUUAUGAAUGAUAUCAAUCUUGCAUAUUUUGAUGGAGUAAGAAUUGUUUCCAUUGAAGAAUAUGGAUUUUCACAUUGUAAUUCUAUAACAAAUGAAAUCAUUAAGAAUGUUACUAGAUUAGGCUCCAAUAGUUUAGAAUGUUGUCAUGAUAUUACAACAAUUCCAAAGAAAAUGAUAUCCAUAGGAGAUUUCGCAUUUUGUAAUUGUAAACUUUCAAAGACAAUUUAUAUUCUGUUGACAGUUGAAUCAAUAGGUAGAUUUGCAUUUAGAUCUACAUCAAUUGAAAUUGUUCAUUACUGUGGAUCAACAGAUUUCUCAAAUAUUCAAUCAAUAUUUGAAUCAGAUCCAAUUAAAGUUUAUGUUACUAAUAAAUAUCAAUUUGAUACAUUCUGUGGUUUCAAAGUUAUUCGAAAACAGUCAUGUAACUUUGCCAUCCUCACAGAAGACUAUAACCCUAUUCAAUUUGCAGUUGGAAGUCAAACACGACUUAUUCGACGAUCCAACUUAUAA